UGAUAGAGUAUAUAGACUUGGACCCCCGGGUCUCACGACUAUUGGGCCCGGACAGCGGCCCACAUACGCUCAGUAGAUAGCAUUUAUCUCAUUGUACACUUUAUUUAUUCAGAUGUAUCCAUUAGAAUAGAUUAGAUAUCAUUUAUUAGCCCUUUAUUAGCCUUUUAUUGUAACUGGGCCAGCCAGGCCCAAGCCUGGAAGCCCAGCCCUCUUUUCUCCUAUAAAUACUCCCUAUGGGAGCCAUGUAAAGGAGGAGAUAAUUGAUUGGAAUUCAUUAUAUAUAUCACUUUAUCUCUCUAGCUCUCACUUCUCUCUGGAAUUAAUUAAUCUAUCAUUUGGUGCUUUCAUUGAGAGCUAGAACAAAUCAAGUGAGAUCCUCCCAACUAAUAACGCACAUCACGUAGAUAAAGGAGGUGGUAGCACUUCGGCCCCAUUGGAAGCAACAUGCCACCUAGCCUUACGUGUCAUGUGUACUCCUCGGCUUGAAGGAUGAACUCUGCCAGCAAAAAACUAAAACAAAGGGAAUUCUAUAUGAAGGCAAGAAGCUUGUGGGACCCUCGUCCAGCAGUCCUUCGUAGUGUUCCUCCCUCGGCCAAAAUGAUGGGCCAAGUUCAAAUACGGAGUAAGUGUUCUCUUCGGCCAAAUGGGACCCUCUUCACCGAGCAGCAAGUGCCAGGUGGCUUCCCUUCGGCCAGAGAAACCUCCUUCGAAACGCCCGCCUCGGCCAGAACUCCACAACAACAAAAAUAACAAGCUUCAUCCUGACUAACUGGCCAAAUAUCACCAUGUCCCAGUUAUGAACAAACAACAUCACCAUCGGCCGCAUUGCAUCAUCGGCCGUCAACACCUCUGCCGGCGACACAUCGGCAGGCAACACAUCGGCCGCGAUACAACGGCCAUCGAUGACAUGUCGGCCAACAACGCCAUUUGCCAGCAACCUCAUCGGCCGGCAACCUCAUCGGCCAAAGAAUUGAGGGAGGCACCGCAUCGGCCGACAUACAACGGCCGGCAUACAACGGCCAGCGUGCAUCGGGCAGUGGCAUCGGCUAGAUCACACCGUCGGCCGGCAGUCCCACCGGCUAUAGACAGUUGCACACGGCGGAGACACUUCGGCCUAAUUGGUGGUAGCAGCACUCCUCGGCCGAAAUGUCACCCUCGGCCUCAUUGAGACUCCAAUAGCACAUGAUGCACCAGGAAACCUCAAGAAUUGACACGUCAGUCAGAAUCAAAACAAGAUCUAAAGUCAACAUGAUGUCACGCUUCGGCCCAAAGAAAGCAAAGGUUGAUUCCUCAACUAAUGAAUGUGAGGCGAAGCUUCGGCCGCAAUACUGACAGCCAUAGUUUCCCUUCGGCCAAACAAAGAGGAAGACUGCACAUCGGCCAAGCGGGCACGCCAUCGGCUGGCGCCCACCUACCGGCACCCAUCGGCCGGAACCCAUCGUCCAGCAACUGUAGCGGUCAGUCCGACACCAUCGGCCAACAGAGCAGACGCAUCGGCCAAAAAAGGAAAAAGAAAAAAUCAUUAUAAAUCACGGAAGCCUCACGACGGCCGAAACAUGGUCGCAUCGGCCAAGCAACCACCUGCCAGGGGAUUGGAAUCGAGUCGGCCAGGGCAGGAACCUCCUCCACCGUCAUCUCUGGCCGCUCUCCGGCGCCCAAUCGCGGACCCCUCGGCCGCAAUAGGAACCUCGCUAAUCGGAAGGGCGGCCACCGUCCCCGGUCACCGUCGGUGCCAAAGGUGGAAGGCUGAAGCUCGACUCGUCCGUAGUCAUCAUCGAUCCAGGAUCGUCUCGCGAAGGCGCUCCUUCCCUCGGCCUCACCACAGCAAGGCCGCGAUUGAACAUGAUCUGAGGCUCGCUAACAGCUCAAUUGAAGUAAUGGGCUAUUAGUGUAUGGACUAGCUAUUAAUCUCCACGGCUGGAUUCUUAAAGUGCAGGCCCAAUCUUAUAUUCCCCUGCUUGAAUUCUAAGCAGGGCAGGCUUCGGCCCAAAUACAAGACUACUGAUCAUGACGAGCUACCCACAUCUAUGGAUCGGCCUCUGCCAUCCCCUCGCUGCAGCUCCACCUCUAUGCCGAAGGGCUCGCACCUUUUGUUUCGUUCUGGGGUCAUCCGAUGUACUCUUUUUCCCUCAUUAGGAUUUUUUCCCACAGGGUUUUUCCUAAUGAGGUUUUUAACGAGGCAUCUCCCCAUUGUGGAUCAAAAGGUGUCAACCCUCGGCCCCCUGUUGCAGACAUCAUCAGACAUGCAUCACUCUACUCCUCUUCACCUCGUUACACUCGCCUCAAGGAGUGGGGGACUGGGAGAGCGGGGGACUUAGUGCCUUCGCUACCAAAGAAGCAGAAAUUCAAAUUUUUUGCAAGGAUUGCCACACGCACCGACGACAUCAUCAUCUCACAUACAUAUUCAGCUGCCACAUCGGCCAGUACAUAUACAUAGCUCCCCUGCCUCAGGACCGGUGGUGAUGGUCUCUAGCCUGCGACCUUCGGCUGAGGAUUUUCCCACAGGGUUGCCUCAGCCAGGGCUCACCAGUGGGAUCGGAUCAUCGGCUUGGGAAUCCGGGCGGGGCGCUUCGGUGACGACAGCGGUUUACUCACCAGACGACGACAGAUCAGCACAUAGUUCUACUCUCUUUCGCCUCGAGUACUCUCGACUCAGAGAGUGGGGGACUCCUGAUAGAGUAUAUAGACUUGGACCCCCGGGUCUCACGACUAUUGGGCCCGGACAGCGGCCCACAUACGCUCAGUAGAUAGCAUUUAUCUCAUUGUACACUUUAUUUAUUCAGAUGUAUCCAUUAGAAUAGAUUAGAUAUCAUUUAUUAGCCCUUUAUUAGCCUUUUAUUGUAACUGGGCCAGCCAGGCCCAAGCCUGGAAGCCCAGCCCUCUUUUCUCCUAUAAAUACUCCCUAUGGGAGCCAUGUAAAGGAGGAGAUAAUUGAUUGGAAUUCAUUAUAUAUAUCACUUUAUC
Cuscuta epithymum is the source of this 2964-nucleotide messenger RNA. The record is from the annotation of a GenBank genome assembly. Lineage: Eukaryota; Viridiplantae; Streptophyta; Magnoliopsida; Solanales; Convolvulaceae.